UGUAUUAAAUAAUCUGCUUGCAGAUUAUUUAGAGCCCACUAUGCAAAUGAUCAAAAAUCUGAUCGCUUGUGAGGAUGCCUACAUCAAUGUCAAUCAUCCUGACUUUAUUGUGGCCAAGGAUGCCCUGUUGAACAUCUUCAAGAAGGGCAAUGAUCCCCCUCCAGAAGAGAACGUGUUUGAGAAAAUUGAGGAAAACAACAAUAUUUAUAGAGACUCAGACCAGGAAUCAGAGGAAGAAGAUGAUGAAGAGGAGAUGCUUGAGGAAGGCUAUACCAGAAGAGAGUUCUUCGAUAAUCUCAUGGAACAAGACAAUGUUAAUGAAGUCGAGCCUGAUAAUAAAGCUGGAUCUUAUCUGAAGAGACCUUCUAAUAAGAACGAAGUCAAAUACUUUAUAGGAUAUGAAGCAGAGAACAACAUGAUCACACAUAUUCCUCAGGUUGGCCUUAUCAAGCCACCUAAGAAGAUGAGAGUUGAUAUUGAUCCAAACGGUAGAGAGAUUGUUGAAACCCAGAUUAUCAAGAACUGCCUCUCUUCCUACUUCAACAUUGUCAGGAAGCAUAUCGCAGAUCUGGUUCCAAAGACCAUCAUGGCAUUCUUAAUUAAUAAGGCCAAGGAGAACUCCCAGCAGAUCCUGUACACAAGCCUGUGAGAGCUAGAACUCCAAGACUUGAUGGGAGAAGAUCCAAUGAUUGCGGAAUGUAGGAAGGAAUGUCAUAAGACCCUAGAGAAUCUCUCUAGAGCAAUCGAGCUCAUCAACGAGGCUCAGGACUACAACUACUUCAAGGAGGAGUACAAGAUUAGCAGUGCUAAGCUAGGGAAAAUGACCUUUGAGGACACUAAGGAAGAUGAUGUCGAGUAGAUACUUUACUUUACGACUCUCAAGCAGCACCUGCAUGCAUAUUUGUAGCUAAACAAGGCCAAUAAUUUGU
Moneuplotes crassus is the source of this 929-nucleotide messenger RNA. Lineage: Eukaryota; Ciliophora; Spirotrichea; Euplotida; Euplotidae. The record is from the annotation of a GenBank genome assembly.